This is a messenger RNA of Lindgomyces ingoldianus, 1497 nucleotides long. RefSeq lists its product as uncharacterized. The record is from RefSeq and is a predicted model, not a curated record. Gene Ontology annotation, cellular component: transcription regulator complex; PcG protein complex. Gene Ontology annotation, molecular function: RNA polymerase II cis-regulatory region sequence-specific DNA binding; DNA-binding transcription factor activity, RNA polymerase II-specific. The transcript is spliced from 2 exons. Lineage: Eukaryota; Fungi; Ascomycota; Dothideomycetes; Pleosporales; Lindgomycetaceae. Gene Ontology annotation, biological process: regulation of transcription by RNA polymerase II. The coding region runs from base 135 to 1280 and encodes 381 amino acids.
CCCGUACCCGUACUUUUCACCCCCAUCCACCCUCUGACCCCAUUUCCUAACUUCCUCAUUCUCUCACUUACUUUUCCCCUUCUGCGUUCCCUCUUUUGUUACGCAGAUAUUCUGCUGUGACCCGAGGACCAUCGAUGGCUAUGCAUCUUGCUAGCAUGGUACACGGCAGCGGGAGGGAACGUGAGGCGCCCGUUCAUCAUCGUCAUCUUCACCAACAUUCGAAUUUCUAUCCUCAUCCUCAGCAGCCGCUCCAGCGAGUGUACGAAGUACCCACCAGCGUUGCGGCGAGCCCAUACUCCCAUCUGCAGACCACCGAAUAUCAGUUUCAGCGCCACCCGCAGUCCCCACCAUCGCCACCAGUCGAGGAGCAGAAGCCUUCAUUGCCCUCGAUAUCAAGUCUCCUAGUCAUUGCAGGUGACGCUGAGAAGGCCGCGUCCGAAACAGCAGGCCAAAGUCCCAAGUCACAGCAAAACCAGUUCCAGCAACAACAGCAGUCAUCUCCCCAGAUCAAGCAGGAGCCGCAGAGAGCAGCCCAGCAAGUGCAUCAGGCAGAGAGCCGUCCCGACCAAGCGGCGCAUGCUUUCGGUCCUGCGAUCGUGAGCAACCCCAGAAUGACCCUGCCUCCUACGCCUCCAAUGCAGCCGGACUCGGUGGUUGACGGCAACCAGUCUCCGUCGGCUGCAUCUAGUCACUCAGCCGUCUCCGCGCCGUACUUCCUGGGCCAGUCUCUAAACAACAUGGAGCCUCACCAACAGCGGCAGAACGUCCCAUCCGCACCACCAGGAAAGCGCCACUCACUACCUUCCCAGCCUUCAAUGUCUCCUUACAACGCUUCCGCGUAUUCUCACUCUCCGUACGCCGCCUCUCCGGGCGCAGCUUCCACUGGAUCCUUCUACUCACCCGAAACACAUGCCUUCAACUCGGUCGGCAUGUACGGACAGCGACCUCUCCCAUCCAACUUCCAGCCGCAGACUAUGCCACUACCAGUCCCAACAGGCACGGCAAAUGGAUCUAACCCGUGGCAGCACCACCACUAUAUCAGCGCGUCCAGCCAAGCGGCCUUCCCGCAAUCUCAGGAUCGCUAUAUUUGUUCCACCUGCAACAAAGCAUUUUCGCGACCAAGCAGCCUUCGGAUUCAUAGCCAUAGCCAUACGGGCGAGAAGCCUUACAAGUGCCCACAACCUGGCUGUGGGAAGGCUUUCAGUGUACGCAGCAACAUGAAACGACAUGAGCGGGGCUGCCAUGCUUCAGCAAGCACCUCCAUAACGACGGCAUCAUGAAACUUAUCAAAUUCUCAACAUUGUAUCGGAAAGUGGGCGAGGUUCUGCUUUGGCGUUGUUCGGUCCGGCUUCGGUUGACUGCGAAUGUACCUGGAUUCAGCGAGGGGGAAUUCAUUCGUUUCUGGCAUUCAUUGCCCAGCGUGAUACCAUCGGACGGCACCUUACUCGGCGUUCACUAUGGGAGGCGUUCAAUCCAUUUUUCUCAGCAUAUUCACCG